ACGAACACUAUUGGCUCAAUCUUCAUCCAAAUUUCUAGGUUUAAUCCUGAAAAGUUGACACAAUCGCUUGUUUAUAGCCUCUCGUCACUCCAAACCCUGAUUUCGUCACCGAAUUAUGUGGAAAUAAAGAAAGGAGUGACAAUGAGAGAGAGGUUAAUAUUUGAUCUACAUAUAUAGUUACAAACUUACAAUAUAUAUAUUUGUCAUUCAUAAGUUAUACAUAAGGCUAACAUGUUGGGAUAUAUUUGCAUGUUGCUUGGAGGUGGGGGCACUCUGUAUUUUCUUAUAAUAACUUACACUUUUUUGUUCAUUAAAUUUACAUUUAUUACCAUAUAAUUUAGAAAGAGGGGAGGGAGAGGAAAAGAACAAAGGAAAUUAAAAAUGAUGAUGGAAAGGGGGAUAACAUAAAGAUAUUAUGAUCACAUGAUGAUAUAUGCUGUUAAUGUUAGUGGCAAGUGGGCCUACAGAACGGGAAGAUGAUGUUGGGUUGUGGGCCCCUUUUCCUCCCUCAAUAUCGGGGCCAAUCUAUACAAUUUUAAAUCGUUUCCCGAAUCUACACCUCAAAUUUUAGCUGGAAUUAGGAAAAUAACAUUUGCCACUAGGUGCUACAUUGAUAUUGGUGAUAAUUUUAAGAAAAAAAAAGGGGAAGGUGUACAAAUAAGUAUGCAAUCAAAAGAUAAUAAUGGCAAUGGGGAGGUUGUUGUAAAGUCUCUCACAAUGUAAGAGAUCUUGUCCUUUCGGGGACAUCCGAUAACAUGUAGGAGGUCUUGCACUUUCAAUUAUACGAAUGAUAAUAUUUUUCUUUUUAAAUAGAAUGCUUCUUUAAUGUAUUUUAGUAGUAUAUUUUUGUGCAGUUAGAGAAGAAAUGAAACGCUGAUGCAGUGUGGUUGUAGAUGAUUAAAGGUUAAUAAUAUCGAAGUGGAGUAAGUAAAGGAGUGUGGAGUAGAUGUUAACCGUAUUACUUUGCCAAUUUGAAUUGCAUGAUCUUUUGAGUAUCAUUGACAAUAAAGUAUGUCUUUCCUAAGGAAAACAUGUUUCCUUACGCGCUUUCUCGUUGGUUAUAAUGGUUGGUCGUUUAAGUUACAUAAACUCUAGUUCUUGUUCUUCGAUGAUACUUUUUUUAACCACGAUGAUAGUUGAAUUCAUACUAUUGGAUCACAUCUAUGAAGGUUGAAAUAAGGAUUUUAUUUAUUUAUUUAUUUCUAUUUAUGAAAUGAGAUAAAAAGAAGAGGGAAGAAAUGUUGAAUCACAAGAUCACCAAUCAAACUCUCCAGACUAGUGCAGAGAGUCGGCAGUCGUCAGGCAACUGAAGCACAGAGCUCUUUUUGCAGUUCUUUCGUAUGGGCUGUGUAUUUGCUGCGGUUGUGGUGAGUUGUACGGCGCAAGUGGGAGGCCUGCCUGCAAAAUAUGAAGCUAAAUCCAACUCCAGCCAUAUUUAUGAUAUUUUAAUAAUACGAUCAGUCGAUCAUGGUUCAAUGAGUAACAUAUUAGCACAAUAUUCCUCGCAUGUCUUUGCGAAUUUCACCUCUUACAAUCAAAAAAUUUCAUUCUCCUUUGUCUCACUCAAAUGAAUUGAUUUCGAGAGCACUUCGCAUCCAAGUGAAUUGAUUUCGAGGGCAUUUCUUUUCAUCUUUAAAUUUCAUCUCCUACACAAAAAAUUCGUUUUCUUUUGUCUCGCUAAGUGAAUUGAUUUCAAGAGCACUUCGCAUCCACCCAAGUUUUUGAAUAGAUAGCUGGAGAAUUCUCACUACCUACCGGUCAGCCGGCAAUGGGCGCGGUGGGAAUGGACUUUCCAAAAUCCUUUAGAGUUACGUUUAUGGACAUCUUUGUGUUAACUAGGGUGUAGAACCAAACAUGGUAUCUAUGAUUAGUUGAAGUUGCAAUCUAAAAUUGAUUAAUUCCACUAUAUAUCAUUCGUUUCUUUUAUAUAAAUUUAACUGACAUAAUAUUAUCAUAAAACCAGCCUCAUGGGCGGGCCAGAGCCAAAUUCAACUAGGCCCCAUUUCUAGAGGCCCAGGCCCACCCGGCCACACCCCCAGGCCCCAUCUAAACCCACCUCUCUCUCUCUCUCUCUCUCUCUCUCUCUCUCUCUCUCUCUCUUCCACCACUAACUCGAUUUGUUUGAAUAGAGUCAUGCGUGGAUCUUAGUUAGGGGGUGUGCAUAUGCAAAAGUGUGCUCCGAUUCGAAACGGACCAAACUUAUUAGAACCGCGGUUUAAUAGUGAAAGACAUCUUAAAAUUAAGGACUAGACCAACAGUACAUUCGGCACACUUUUAUUCAGAAUUUAUAAAAUUCAUGGAACCAAGAACCGGGUCACUUUGGAAUAUGAUUCAAUUCAAGUGUCGGUUUGGUCCGGUGAAGUUCGACACGGACCGACCCAUUGCACCCCUCUGGUCUUAACCACUUCCUUACACGCUCCUCAAACGAGGAUCAACUCAUAAGAUUGAAGUAUAUAUAGGUCCAUCAAUAUCAUGUAAUGUAAGACAACCCUCAAUAUUGGGGUCGUAAGGACUUGAACAUGCGACAUCAAAUACAAACCAACUUUACCUUAUAAAAAUAUACAAAUCAUACUAUCAUGUAAUAAAUCAAUUAAUCACAAUAACCUGAGUUUAUUAAAAAAAUUGUUAAUCAUAGAUCUAAUAUCCCUCCCUAGUUUCUUCCAUGAGAAAAAAAGAAGUGUAGAAACUACCAAGAGCUACUAACACCAAAGUCCUUUAUUAGGUCAAAGAAAGUCAAAUCUCUUUCACAUACCAAGAAAUGAAGGGUCAUUUGGAAUUUGCGAUUGUUUUGUUGAGAUUGUCACUAUGCAUGUAUUGUUUACAAUGCAUCAUAUAUUUUUUUUUUUGUUUCUAUGAUGUGACAGAAACUAUCACUUAUUUUGAGUGAUUGUUAUAUCUCAACUUUUAGUUGUGAUUGUUGAGAUAGUUGAGUUGUGAUUGUUUUGUCUCAGCUUUUAGCUGAUGCGACAUACACAAUCACACAUACCAAACGUUGUAUUCUACAAUGCAUUAAAUUCGACAAUACAUGUAUAAUAUAUGCAUUCUCAACAAUACAUCUAUUUAACAAUCGCAACUUCCAAACCACUCCGAAGUACAAGUAGCACCGCCAACACGGGAUCGAAAUUUCGGUUGCAGUUGAUACGGGUUCACGCGUUUUCGUGCGUGGGGAGCGAAUAAAAUAGAAAUUUGUUGCUGUCGGUUGGGCCGCAGGCCCACGAUACCAAAUACAACGCGUUAUUAUUCUCCCACUUCAUACCUUCUUCAUCUUUCCUCUCUCUUCCAACGGGAAAAAAACAAACGACUCCUUUCUUUCCCUCUCCUUCUCUCUGUUUUCUCCUGCUCUCUCUGCUUCCACCUUUCCCGGAGCGACCGAAAAUCCAGCCGGAGAAAAGAAAAACAAAAAAUGAUCGCCGCCGCGCUGUUACUCCUGCUCCUCUUCCUCGCCGGAAUCUUCAACCUCAACUCUUACUUCCCUUCCAAGAAGCUCCGCGCCUGGCUCCACUCCCUCUUCCUCCAGCUCAAAUCCGCUCCUCCUCCUCCUCCUCCUCCCCCGCCGCCGCCGCAGCAGCAAUCCGAGCCUGCUACUCCUCCUCCUGCUGCAUCUGUGGUUGAUCGAAGUAAUAAGGAUGCGGACGAGGAUCUGACGAGCGUUUUCGCGACGUUCGACAAGAACGGCGACGGGUUCAUCACGAAGCAGGAGCUGAAGGAGUCGCUGAAGAACAUCCGGAUCUCCGUGACCGAGGCGGAGGUGGAGGAGAUGGUGGCGAAGGUGGAUUCCAACGGCGACGGGCUGAUUGACUUCGAGGAGUUCAAAAUCCUGUGUAGAAACAUGGCCGCUGGCGGAGAGGGAGAGGCGAGGGCGUCAGAUCUGGAGGCAGAGGAAAUCAAAAUUGACAGCGGAGGAGAUGAAUUGAGAGAUGCGUUCGAGGUGUUCGACCGGGAUCGGGACGGGCUGAUCACGGUGGAGGAGCUGGGGUCGGUGCUGUCGUCGCUGGGGAUGAAGGAAGGGAAGCGGAUGGAGGCCUGCAAGGAGAUGAUCCGGAGGGUGGAUGCCGACGGCGACGGGAUGGUGAAUUUCGAUGAGUUCAGGACGAUGAUGAGGAACGGCGGCGGUAAGCUCCUUCCGGUGUUCUGAUUCAUUCAUUCAUCGAGGCCGUUGCGAGGGGAAGAAAUUGAAGGUCGAGAGGGAGGAGUUGGUUACUUGAUUUCAACCAUCUGUGGUAUUCUAAAGCUACAAAUUGAGAAUGUUAGAAUUACUAUAUGUUUGUUCUUUUGUUCAUUUACAUGGAAAGAGAAAUAGGAUUUGGUAGUUAAAUUGGGAGAUGGAGUUUAGUGUUUGAUGUUCUUUGCAUGGUCCAUGAAACCGUACCGGAGACCGUAUUGGAAAAGUCAGCGAUAGGGUAUUUUAUGACAAAACUAUGGUUUAACCGUAGUUCAACCGUUAGUACCGUUAAAUGCCGCCUAUCGGUUUAGCCUCCAAUACUGGUAUUUUGUGGUUGAACCGUUGGAACGGUACGGUUUAAUGGAGCAUGGUUUUUUGGCCUCAUCUUUCCAAUUAGAUUAAUCCACCACUCAUAAACACAAUUAGAUUAAUCCACCAAUCACCACUAAUCAAUUAUCUCUUAGUUAGACAUAUCAAGGGUCAAAAUCAUGGCGCAAAAUCAGUUAAGAGUUGGCUCAUAGGGCUCGAAAUACAGAUCAGGGCAAGUCAACAUAUUAGGUAAAUCUAAGACCUUGUGUAAAAUAAACCGAUUAGGGUUUAUGAUAUUAUUCAAAUAAGAAACUAAUAAUAUGUCUGAAGUUUAUAUGAUUCAACACACUUCAAAAAACUAUAAUUGUAAACCAAAGUACAGACGGAAAUGAGCUACACACCCCUAAGCACAUCCCAGAGGCUUUUGAUAACUGAUAGGCCUUCCAAGUUUCAAUCUUGGCCAACCUUUUAGGAAAAGAAUCAAAGUAAGAACUGAAAUCUGUGCAAGACAAACACCAAACUAUAAAAACAUACUUGCAGAGCAUCGGGGGGGAAUGUCUGUUUAGAUAUUAUGUAUGCUUCAGCAAAGUUGUUUGUAUGCUCAAUUAGAAGACAUCGGGAUGGAACCGCCCGGGGAUCGAGCUGCUUUGCUGAGCCUGCUUCAGGUGCAUCGUCAAUGCAUAAUUGUUCACCUGGCAGAGAAUUACAACCCCAUGCGCGGGAAAGGGAAUCAGAAAGCAGUUUUGCAUACUGCUGAUAUAGAUCUACAAUGGAGUUGUUAAGAAGUUCCACAAACCUCCAAGGUUCUCAAUUGGUCCUGAUAUUGAGCCACCAGUUGCUUCAAGUGCUGCAGUUCCUGGUUCCUGUCAUCAAACUCUUUCUGCCGCUCAUGUUGAAUUGUUACAGCUCGCUUCAGAAUGGUGUUCUCGUGUAUGAGUAAUUGGACUUGCUCCUUCAACUUUAGGUUUUCCUAUAAAACGAAGUGCGAAUUUACCAACAUAUCAGAGAGCUAGGGAAGUCAUUUGAGCUUUAACCGUUUGUUGUGCAUACAGUUACUACAAGAAAGAGAACAAGAGAGGAGGAAAAUUGAAGGGGGUGGAGGGAUGAGUUAUCAAAGUAACUAACCAAUUGAAAGUUUUUCACUGCUUCUGCACCUGCACGUGCAUAGAUUGAUUUCUCGAGAGCUUCCAGUGCUCUUGAUGCCCGUGCUUUGGCAUCAUCCAUGUUGGAAGCACUAGUCAUUUCUCUAACAAACAGCUCAACCCACUCUGCACCGUCCAUUUGAACAUGUGUUGGAAUUGAAGGAUCCUCAGCUGGGGGAACUGAAGCAUUGGUUGGCUCGACACCUGCAAUGAAGUCGUCCAAUAAAAAAACAAUCAGAGCUAGUAAAUCAAGCAUUACAAAUUAUUAGUCCACUGUUGCAAUAUGCAUCUGUUUAUGUAUGUCACGAAUGGUUUAAAUGUUGGAACAUGUCUAAUCUCAUGAAAGUUAGCGUCAUAUAACGGAAGCUAAUAGAUAUAGUUGGUGGAGCAAACAACCGCGGCUGUGAACUAGAUCAAAAUAUAAGCCAAACACCAAUAAGAAGAAUACAUUUUGCAAACACUCCUAAUAAACGGAAAAUAUAAGCCAAACACCAAA
Linum trigynum is the source of this 6109-nucleotide messenger RNA. The record is from the annotation of a GenBank genome assembly. Lineage: Eukaryota; Viridiplantae; Streptophyta; Magnoliopsida; Malpighiales; Linaceae.